This is a messenger RNA of Arctia plantaginis, 330 nucleotides long. The record is from the annotation of a GenBank genome assembly. NCBI's taxonomy places the organism in Eukaryota, Metazoa, Arthropoda, Insecta, Lepidoptera, Erebidae.
AUGUGGGAGAAGAAUUCAGAAACAGGAAAGGAACAUUCUAUUAAUGUACAAGUUGUGUGUAAUUGUAAAUUAGUGUUCCUAAAUGUUGUUGCCCGAUGGCCAGGAUCCACUCACGAUGCAACUAUAUUUAACCAUUCUGAUUUAAAAGAUUAUUGUGAACAAGGUAGACUUGGAAAUCGCUGGCUGCUUGGUGAUAGUGGCUAUCUAUGCACACCCUAUCUAUUGACACCUCUACUCAACCCAAAUACUCCAUCAGAGCAAUCUUAUAAUGAAGCACAUAUUAAAACAAGAAAUACUAUAGAGAGGUUUAUUUUGUUUAGUAAAUACUAG